UCAGCCGUAUGUAUGUAUGAGAAUUGAGAACACAAGAAGAACAGAGAAACAAAAGAAAGAAAAAUGAAGUGCCCAUACUGUUCAGCGGCGCAGGGGCGUUGCACCACAACAACCACCGGAAAAUCAAUCACAGAAUGCACAUCAUGCGGCCGCGUCGUAGAAGAACGACAAUCCCAUCCCCACCACAUCUUCCACCUGCGCGCCCAAGAUAAUCCCCUAUGCCUCGUCACACCAGAUCUCCCUCCCCCCACUCUCAACCAAACCAACACCGAUACCAACGAAGAAGAAGACCCAUUCGAGCCCACGGGCUUCAUAACCGCUUUCUCAACAUGGUCAUUAGAGCCCAGCCCGCUCUACCUUCAAUCUUCCCUCUCUUUUUCGGGCUACCUUGCUGAACUUGAACGAACUCUUGAAUCAUCUUCUACGAAUUCUUCGUCGAGUGUUGUUGUUGAUAAUCUUAGGGCUUAUAUGCAGAUUAUUGAUGUUUCGUCGAUACUUGGAUUGGAAUCUGAUAUUUCUGAUCAUGCUUUUCAGUUGUUUAGGGAUUGUUGUUCUGCUACUUGUUUGAGAAAUCGGAGUGUUGAAGCUCUUGCUACUGCUGCUCUUGUUCAGGCUAUUCGAGAAGCUCAAGAACCUCGAACCCUUCAGGAAAUUUCAAUUGCUGCCAAUGUGGCACAAAAGGAAAUCGGUAAAUACAUCAAGAUACUGGGAGAAGCUUUGCAGCUAAGCCAACCUAUUAACAGCAAUUCUAUAUCAGUUCAUAUGCCAAGAUUUUGUACUCUUCUUCAGCUCAAUAAAUCUGCUCAGGAACUGGCUACUCAUAUAGGAGACGUUGUGAUCAACAAAUGCUUCUGCACUCGCAGGAAUCCAAUUAGCAUCUCAGCUGCCGCCAUAUAUUUGGCUUGCCAACUAGAAGACAAACGCAAAACCCAGGCUGAAAUUUGCAAAGUAACUGGUCUUACUGAAGUCACUCUCCGUAAAGUGUACAAAGAAUUACUGGAGAAUUGGGAUGAUUUACUUCCCUCUAAUUACACCCCAGCUGUUCCUCCGGAGCGGGCAUUUCCCACGACCUUAAUUGCUUCUGGGCGUUCUUCAACAACUAAGGUUGAUGCUAUAGAGGUUACUUCUUCUUUAGAUUCAGAAAAUUUGCCGGAAUUUAAACCAAACAAAGCUAAUGAGGCCGAAGGUAAAAGUAAUGCUCGUGCAAGCCAAUCCACAGCUAUUCAACAGUCAACAUUUUGGCAAUCCCAACUUCCCAGUGCGACCCAGAAUCAUCAAAAUCCAAAUGUUUUAGAAUCAAUGGAUAUUGAUGGGCUGCAGCGCAACCACCAACAACCUGAACCCAUGGUAGAGGUCGCAAAUGGUGCUGCUAUUGGUAGUUCUGUAAACUCAAACCAACUUUACAGUCCUCCUGCGUCAAGUUCAAGCUCUGUUAUGAGGUCGCUUUCGGCUCCUCCUUCAUCUGCUCCUCCAAAUAUUCGACACUUGCAAUCGUCUAAGACAAUGCCUGGUUUUCCAGAGUACUGAAAUGAAUUCCUUGCAUGUUACUUACAUAACCUAGAUAAAUGAAAUGAGUAGGUUUCUUCGAGAGUAUAUUAUUGUAUAUAUGUAUUGUGUCAUUUGGUUUGUUUAAGGUGUGAAUUUUGUUGACUGCUGAAAGUUUUACGGAACACUAACUCGUUUCAUAUUGCAUUGGAUUUCAUUAUUCAAGGUAGAUUUGUUCUGAAACA
Molecule: messenger RNA, 1730 nt
Organism: Medicago truncatula (barrel medic)
Lineage: Eukaryota; Viridiplantae; Streptophyta; Magnoliopsida; Fabales; Fabaceae
Product: plant-specific TFIIB-related protein 1
Exons: 3
Coding region: 64-1527 (487 amino acids)
Biological process (GO): transcription preinitiation complex assembly; DNA-templated transcription initiation
Cellular component (GO): transcription preinitiation complex; nucleus
Molecular function (GO): TBP-class protein binding
Source: RefSeq, a predicted model, not a curated record